Labeo rohita (rohu) is the source of this 2515-nucleotide messenger RNA. It is a transcript of the gene ip6k2a, whose product is annotated as inositol hexakisphosphate kinase 2a. The transcript has 5 exons. The record is from RefSeq and is a predicted model, not a curated record. Gene Ontology annotation, molecular function: inositol hexakisphosphate kinase activity. Gene Ontology annotation, biological process: inositol phosphate biosynthetic process; phosphatidylinositol phosphate biosynthetic process. Lineage: Eukaryota; Metazoa; Chordata; Actinopteri; Cypriniformes; Cyprinidae. The coding region runs from base 393 to 1802 and encodes 469 amino acids. Gene Ontology annotation, cellular component: cytoplasm; nucleus.
UCGGCGAGAGAUUACGGUGUCAGUAGAAGGGCUUCCGAGAAAGCGGCUCUUUCUCGAUUAAAUCCCUUAAAUUUCGCCCUUAAGACAAAUAUAGAGCUCUUUACUAAAUAAGGAAGAUACGAAGUAGAUUAUUCGUGUCGUAAAAGAAAGGACUGACUGUUCUUUCUUCUGUCGUGUCGCCUUUCUUCCUCCUUCCUGUUUCUUUUGUUUAUGUCCUGCAGUGUUCUGCUGCACGGCGGAGAUUACAUCGCUAACGUGAAUAAACGAUAGAGUGAAUCGAGAUAAAACGAAAGGCAGAUAAUAACGUAUAGAGGCUAUCUCGUCAUUUUCAUCCGUCUACAAGUCUGUGGCGUCCAGCUGGACCAGGAGCGAGAGUCUAAUGCCCCCGGAGGAUGAGCCCAGCCAUCGAGGUGAUGCAGACAGAGCCGCAGGGGUAUUUGGGGAAAGGGGUGCUCCUUGAACCCUUUGUGCACCAGGUGGGGGGACACUCCUGUGUGCUCCGCUUCGGGGAGCAGACGAUAUGCAAGCCCCUCAUCCCCCGGGAGCACCAGUUUUACAAGAGCCUCCCUGCGGCUAUGCGGAAGUUUACACCGCAAUAUCGAGGUGUGGUGUCGGUGAGUUUCGAGGAGGAUGAGGAAGGAAAUUUGUGUCUCAUUGCAUACCCUCUGCACAGUGAACUUGGGGAUUUGGAGAACGUGGACCCCUCGGCUGACCUGGAACCCAAUAACAAAAUAAAAUGGGUCAGUAAGAUGCUGCUGGACAAUGAGGGCUACAGCAAAGAGCGGUCCAGACACACUCGGAAGGAUAAGGACAAGAGUGUGAAACGUGAGGAGGAGCUGGAGUGGCUCAAGCAGGCCGAGGUGUUCUACUACAGCCUGGAGAGGAGCAAUGCUGCCGGCCCACAGCUCAAGCACAACCCCUGGAGCCUCAAGUGCCACCAACAACACCUGCAGAGGAUGAAGGAGAACGCAAAACACCGUAACCAAUACAAAUUCAUCCUACUGGAGAACCUGACAUGGCGCUACACAGUUCCUUGCGUGCUUGAUCUAAAGAUGGGCACGAGGCAGCACGGGGACGACGCCUCUGAAGAAAAGAAGGCCGUCCAGAUCCGCAAAUGUCAGCAGAGUACGUCCGCCAGCAUCGGAGUCCGCCUCUGCGGCAUGCAGGUCUACCAUUCAGACACAGGGCAGCUCAUGUUCAUGAACAAGUACCACGGCCGUAAGCUGACCCUGUCUGGCUUCAAAGAGGCCAUCUUUCAGUUCUUCCACGACGGGAGGCGCCUAAGACGCGAGCUCCUGUCGCCGGUGCUGCGAAGGCUGCGGGACAUGCAAGCAGCCCUGGAGGCCUGCGAAAGCUACCGCUUUUACUCUAGCUCGCUCUUGAUAAUAUACGACGGAGACCCUCCGCGAUCACGCCACUCCGCAGAGGAUGGGCUUUCGGAAGAGGAGGAAGAAGAAGAUGACGAUGAGGAGGAGGAAGAAGAGGAGGAAGAAGAGGAAGAAGAAGAGGAGGGCGGUGCUUUUGGAUUCCCUCACGGCGCAAGUGCGGCCAGCAGCAGUAGCAAUAGCGGCGCUUGUGGCGGCAGCGGUAGUGGCACCAGCAGCUCCGCUGUGGUGCGACGCAUGGCCAGGUCAGACAGCGGCCCGGUAGUGGACGUUCGCAUGAUUGACUUUGCCCACACCACGUGUCGGCACUACGGCGAGGACAGUGUAGUCCACGAGGGCCAGGAUAGCGGUUACAUCUUCGGAUUGGAAAAUCUCAUCACUAUCAUUUCGCAGCUAGAGGACCACAGCACAGAUUAAACCGCAGCUUGGCAUGGCAUAAGAAUGGGAAAAUGUUUCUUUAUGUUUCUCUUCCUCGUUCUUUCAGUCCCUCAGUAAAAAAUCUGAAAGCUCCACCUGUUCAGUUGUUUUCAGUGUCUGAUUUUUGUGCCCGUAGAGGAUUUAAAAGGGUCGGAAAGCUAACGUUGAGACGUCACAUGAUCUGCUUCCUCCAUCUUUAGUAGCUUUACUCACUUCCCCUGAUGUACUGUUACAACGUUGCUGCCGUUCCCUUUUUCGUUUUAUUUAUUGAGAAGACAAAACGGUUGUUUGCCGAAAAGGACCUGAUUUCGUUCACGUGCUCAUUCCUUGAAGGUUCCGGAACUUUGAUUAGAUUCCGAGCACUCUUUAUUGGAAGAAGGAAUAGUAGGUGGCGAAAAGAAAGACUGUUAAUGCUCUCCAGCAACCUCCCCUUGCACCUUUACCCCUUGUGAAGAGACAACUAUAUUCAGAUAGUUAGUUGACAUACAGAGACUAUAAUAAAGCUUUAUUUAUUUGUCAUAUUUCCUAAAUAAACUAAAAAGAAAAAACAUUGAAAAAGUGAAUGGAGAUUCGAAAACUACAUUCCAUGUUAUUAAUGUUACAAUAAUGAUAUUAAUAAAUAUUAUUAUUUGACAUGUUCAGAUACCUCUAUCUUAUAUCUGUUGUACACGGUAUGUUGGAGGAAAAAUAAAACUUGUUUGUGUUAAAUUCUG